Coregonus clupeaformis (lake whitefish) is the source of this 1824-nucleotide messenger RNA. RefSeq names its product transmembrane protein 144. Lineage: Eukaryota; Metazoa; Chordata; Actinopteri; Salmoniformes; Salmonidae. Gene Ontology annotation, molecular function: carbohydrate transmembrane transporter activity. The record is from RefSeq and is a predicted model, not a curated record. Bases 79 to 1278 code for a protein of 399 amino acids. The transcript has 12 exons. Gene Ontology annotation, biological process: carbohydrate transmembrane transport. Gene Ontology annotation, cellular component: membrane.
UCCCUGUUGUGGAACGGCAAGAAUUGUCCUUAAUACAUGGCUGAUCAUCUGUGUAGGUUUUGAAACCAGUUAGUGUUGAUGGUGGCAGAAAUGCUAGAUGUAAACAUGUUUAAACGUUUAGUCUUAAUUGCUGUCACAAUGUGGUCUCUGGGGAAUUUCUCAGAAGCAGAGAAAGUUGAACAAGAUGUGCAUGUCGAAAGUAUUACCAUGGACGUAACAAGAAGAUUACCCUUACCUGGUUCAUCAAACAUGACUGAAAUGGCCUAUGGCUUUGUUGCAAACAUUAUCGCUGUGAUCUUGUAUGGCAGCAACUUUGUCCCUGUCAAAAGGAUAGACACUGGUGAUGGUAUGUUUUUCCAGUGGGUGAACUGCGCAUCCAUUUGGGUAGUUUCGAUGAUCGGCGACUUGAUACUCGGCUCUCCCAAAUUCCAUCCGUUGGCAAUGCUGGGAGGAGCAAUCUGGGCCACAGGCAGUAUAACAGUCGUCCCCAUAGUAAAAUCCAUUGGACUUGGACUUGGAAUUUGUAUUUCGGGAUCCAGCAGUUUGCUGAUGGGCUGGGUAAGUUCAAGGUUUGGAUGGUUUGGUAUUGAAGCCCAGGAUGUUGCCAGACCGGUAUUGAACUACUGUGGCGUUGGUUUGUGCUUGUUGAGUGGACUCAUCUAUUUCUUUGUGAAGACUAAUGUUGGAGAACUUCCACAUUCAGGAUCCACCCCCUUACUGAUUAACAGGACUGUGAAUUCUGGUGGCUAUGGGCCUUCGGAGUGCUGGGUGGAUGUCAUAGGAGAAAAGAGAAAACGCUGUGUAGGCUGCUUGUUGUCCGUUGUAGCAGGCCUGUUGUAUGGGGCGUCCUUUGUUCCAAUCCUCUACAUCAAAAGCCAUGUGUCGGUCCACGACAGCAUCUACUACGGAGCCAGUCUAUACGAUCUUGACUAUGUGUUUGCCACGUGCUGUGGCAUCUUCCUCACCAGCAUGGUGUAUUUCUCCAUCUACUGUGCAGCCAUGAGGAACAGACCCAGGGUGUUCUCCAGAGCCAUCCUGCCAGGCUUUUUGUCAGGUCUGAUGUGGACGUUGGCCAGUUACUGCUGGUUUCUGGCUAACAACUACCUUAGUGCCGUGGUCACCUAUCCCAUUGUCAGUGCAGGUAAUGGUCUAGUCGCAGCUCUGUGGGGAAGUCUGGUUUUCAAAGAAGUCAAAGGCUUGGUAAACUGUUUAAUCUUCAUAUUAGCCUCCUGUGUUGUCCUGACUGGAUCACUGCUGACGGCGUUCUCCAAUGUGUAGUGGAACAGAGAAUCAAUGUACCCCCUAGGUGGCAGCGUUAUACAGGAAUGGCCCUCCUGGAGGAGACCUGGGGUGUAUUCAGUGAGGUGACAUGUUCUGAAUGUUGCCGAUGGAAAGGUAAUGGAAAGAGCUGAUUCACGAGCACCUAUUCUACCUCAGACUAUCUGUUCUAGAUAGGAAUAUAUUAUCUGAACAUUCUGUAAUGUUACACCCUCCUGAACAGGGCCCUGGAUGGUGAAGUAUGUUUGUCUCUGAUAGUCCUUCUGUUUUGUCCGUACAUCUAAUGGAGCACCUCAUCACCUGGUUAAUGAGGAUUCAGCUGUUGCUUGUUCAAUAGUUUUCAAAUUCAAGGGCAUUCUGAUUGUUAUAGAGGGAAGAUGUAUUUAUAAUUUGCACAAUGUUUAUACGGUACUGAAAAUAAAUAUUUAUGGUGUUGUCGUCUGUGGCACUUUGCCAUGAAUGUGUGAGUUAGAUUUUUAUGAAAAUGUCAUCUUAAUGUUCAUCUUUAUUUGGAACAUGUUUGAAUAAAAUACCUGACAACCACAA